AUGGAGGUUCCUCGAGCAGCGUUCGAAGACACUCCAAUUCCCACACACAUGGCCGGGACAUACCAUCCAGUCUACGGGCCAUGCGUCAAUACAACCGACUCGCUGGGCAACGAAGUUGUGCCCCCACCGGCUGGGUCCCUGACGAUUUGGAGCCCGGCAAUCGCCGAUAACGUCCAAGGCUCGCUGGUGACGGGUGAUGGGUUCUUCUUGCCCGUCACGAUCCUUCUUCCUGAUAUUCGGUACCCAUUGUGGCGCCUACCCCUCCGCGUGACCUUCGUCUUCAGCGGGACUAUUGAAGGAUACUGGAGGAGCAACAGAGGCACUGUCUACGGAAGCUGGCCGCAGACUCUCAUCGUGGAAAAAUUUCGACUGGUGGCUGGAAGGCCGUUCGCAGACCCCAACGAUCGUGACUACAAGUUCGCCGUCCCCCUUCAUGCGGGCGGAGACUGGGCGUGGACGAUUCGAGAUGAAUAUGAGAUUCCCUUAGCCGAGCCGAGAGCAGCUUUGGAGGGCGACAGGGCCAUCGGCGGCUGCGAGUCGGGUUUCCCCGCGCGGCCCGUCGGAGGCUCUGCUCCCUUUGUACAAGCGGCCGACGGCCUGGGAAUCGCCAACUCGUACAUUGACCUGUCGGCGACGGCCAAGACAUUCUAUGCCUACAAAAACGACAACUCGUACUGGGUCCUCUUCCCAGACGGAGUCAACGUGCAGAACCGGAUGAGCUACCCGACCACUAGCGAAGGUGUUAAUAUUUACAUAUUGAACACGGGCAUCCGGACGAUGCACGACGCCUUUCUGGACCACGACACGGGCCUGUCGAGAGCGCGCAACAUUAAGAACCUCAAGGAUUCUGACAACUUCAUCAGCCUCAAGGUCAUGAGCGAGGGGGGGUCGUCGCAUGGACUGCAAAAGGCCAUCAACGAUGUCAUCGAGGAGCAUACGCAAAACAGGGCUAGUAAUGUCCCUGGCUUCGAGGGCUCCGUCAUCAACAUGUCUUUAGGCUUAGGCGACUCGCCCUCCAUGAACUACGGCUAUCUCGUUACCACGUUUGCGCCGGGCUAG
This is a messenger RNA of Lasiosphaeria miniovina, 1059 nucleotides long. RefSeq lists its product as uncharacterized. The transcript has 8 exons. Gene Ontology annotation, molecular function: serine-type endopeptidase activity. NCBI's taxonomy places the organism in Eukaryota, Fungi, Ascomycota, Sordariomycetes, Sordariales, Lasiosphaeriaceae. The record is from RefSeq and is a predicted model, not a curated record. Bases 1 to 1059 code for a protein of 352 amino acids. Gene Ontology annotation, biological process: proteolysis.